AAACAAAUAACAGAAAUGGAGAAACAGAAACGCAAAAGUGCAGUUUCAGCUUUCCUUAUUAAUUGAUUGACUCGGUUCAAAACGUUUCCUUCAGUUCUCUCUCUCUCUCUCUCUCUCUCUCUCUCUCUCUCUCUCUCUCUCUCUCACACACACACACACACACACACACAGAUUGCAUGAGGAAAUGAGAGGAAAAGUAACCAUGGCCAAGAAGAGAGCUUCUUCAUCAUCCAUGAGCCGGCUUUUGAGCUUCGUUUCAAGGCUAUUCAUCGUUCUCAGCGUCUUGCUAUGUCUAUUGGCUUUCCUUAGACUAAUCCAUUCUCAGUCCAAGGACCAACCACCAGUCUUUGCAUCCCCAACAAGGUUUCCCGCUGCCAUUCACGAUAAUCAAUUUGAAGGCCCUCCAAAAGUUGCUUUCCUCUUCCUUGCCCGCUGGGAUCUUCCUCUUGAUUUUCUAUGGAACACCUUCUUCAAGAAUGGUGAUGCCGCAAAUUUCUCGAUUUAUAUCCAUUCGGAGCCUGGUUUUGUGUUUGAUGAACCAACCACGAGGUCUGCUUUCUUUCAUGGUCGACAGUUGAACAACAGCAUUCAGGUAGGGUGGGGGGAAUCGAGCAUGAUAGAAGCAGAGCGCAUACUACUCCAAGAAGCUCUGCGCGAUCCAGCCAAUCAAAGAUUUGUCCUUCUUUCAGACAGCUGUGUACCUCUAUACAACUUCAGUUACAUUUACAACUACAUAAUCUCUUCUCCAAAAAGCUUUGUAGACAGCUUUGUUGAUGGUCAUGCAUUUCGUUAUGAUCCGAAGAUGGCACCUACUAUACCUAAGGAGAGAUGGCGUAAAGGAUCCCAGUGGAUAGCUUUGGUGAGAAGACAUGCAGAAAUCAUCGUCAAUGACAAGACCGUCUUUCCCGUCUUCAGGAAAUUCUGUAAGCGAUGGCCGCCUGGAGAUUUAAAAUGGAGGAGGAAACUUCUUGCAUUCAAUUUCGAUAUCAAGUAUCUAUUGCAGACAUUUGAGCAAAAACGCAAUUGUAUCCCCGACGAACAUUAUGUCCAGACACUACUUGCAAUAAGUGGACUCGAGGACGAACUUGAACGAAGAGCACUGACCUACACAUCAUGGAAUCAGUCAGCAGCAGGAAGUAAAAAGAGAUCUUGGCACCCUAUAAAGUUCGAUUUUGCAGACGCGGGGCCUCAAAAGAUGAGAGAAAUUAAGGAUAUCGAACAUGUAUACUACGAGUCUGAAGGCCGAACGGAAUUCUGCCGUGCGAAUUCCGAAGUCGCUCCUUGCUACUUGUUUGCAAGAAAAUUCACUCUUGGAGCUGCUGUGCGGAUUAUGAGAGAAGGUUUGGUUGGUCCGUACGAUGUUCGUUCAAAACCAAAUAUAUAUUAGGCAUCUGGAAAAGGAAAGAGAGAUGGAAACAAACAACGCUUGCAGCAUAAGAAGUUGCCAAUUUGACAGUGGUUGUAUAAGGCAAAACAGAAACAGCAGGCAACCAAACCGAAAAAUUGAAAACUUUUUUCUAAAGUGUUAUAAAUAGGAAAAGUUAGAGAGAUAAUAUUUACUAGGGAUAUGAGAGAAGCGGAUGCAAAAUAUUACACUAUUUAGUUCGUAAUUAUAACAAAAAUAUUCCAGGAAAAUAGGAAGGAAGGGAUACUG
Messenger RNA from Pyrus x bretschneideri (Chinese white pear), 1654 nucleotides. Its product is annotated as glycosyltransferase BC10-like. Gene Ontology annotation, molecular function: glycosyltransferase activity. Gene Ontology annotation, cellular component: membrane. Bases 185 to 1387 code for a protein of 400 amino acids. The transcript has 10 exons. NCBI's taxonomy places the organism in Eukaryota, Viridiplantae, Streptophyta, Magnoliopsida, Rosales, Rosaceae. The record is from RefSeq and is a predicted model, not a curated record.